Molecule: messenger RNA, 2794 nt
Organism: Anoplophora glabripennis (Asian longhorned beetle)
Lineage: Eukaryota; Metazoa; Arthropoda; Insecta; Coleoptera; Cerambycidae
Exons: 10
Coding region: 89-2743 (884 amino acids)
Biological process (GO): proteolysis
Molecular function (GO): serine-type endopeptidase activity
Source: RefSeq, a predicted model, not a curated record
UUACCGAUAAUCAUUAUUAUUCAAAGUCGACCAUAAAUACGAGUUAUUUGUACGAAAAGCGUUUGGCGUUGUUCGUAACUAAUCGAAAAUGUACUGGUCGGUAAGCGGGGCUGUCCUGGUGUGGGUUCUCUUUCUCGAAGGCGUUUACAUGCAGGAACAAUGGGAGAUCGACGCGAAUAAUGCUCUCAUUGAAGUGAACAACUAUUGUAAAUGCGUAAAGAACCAUUACUGCGACGACAAUAACUUUAUUAUCACCGAUGGACGCAAUUUGUUUAAUGAGAGAGUACUCUUACCAGUAAAAAGAAUUCAGUGUCAAGGUGGUACUUUUUCGAACGAAAUAGUAUGCUGUAAACUAAGAGAUGACAAUACCACCAGCAGUACAGAAAGGACUACCGACAGGAGUACCGCAACCAGUACCAUGACUACCACGAUGACCACUAUCAAAAGUAUACUCAGUAAAUAUCCUGAUACUGAUGACGAAGUGGUUAUUGGCACAGGAAGAGAUACCUGUGGUGUACAAAGGGCCAUAAUAAAUACAAGGAUACUUAGUGGAGAUGACGACCUCAACCCUCUUCAAGGUGAAUUUCCUUGGAUCGCCGCCAUUUUCAAGAAGACAUCAACCGGUGGAUACAAGUUUCUCUGCAGUGGGUCACUUAUUCACCCCAACGUGGUGCUAACUAUCAAUCACUGUGUGAUUAAGAAAAAAACUAGCGAUCUGAGAGUAGUCGUCAACGGUAAACUUAAACUUUCUGAACCGGAUGCCACGCAGGAAGAGAAGAGAGAUGUUUCAGAAAUCGUCAGUCAUCCUAGUUAUGACGAUCGGUUGCUCUUUAAUGAUGCCGCAUUACUCCUUCUAGAAAGGCCGUUUGUGGUCAACACUUGGUCCCAUAUCAACACCCUGUGCUUACCACCUAGGAGUGUUAAUUUGGAGGGCAAAAAAUGCCUAGUGACUGGGUGGGGAGAGGAUAAUACCGAACAACGUUCGAAAAUUCUGAAGAAGGUGGAAGUGCCGUUUGUGAAUCACACUCAGUGCCAGACUCUUUUGAGAAGUACCAGACUAGGCAAGCGCUUCAAUCUUGACAAGUCCUUCAUGUGUGCUGGCGGCGAGAAAGGACGAGAUGCUUGUAUGGGAGACGGAGGUAGCCCUUUGAUGUGCGCCACACAUCUGGGGAGCGAUCAGUACUUCCAAGCUGGAAUGGUAUCCUGGGGCAUUGACUGCGGCAAGGAAAACGUACCAGGGGUCUACACAGACGUCUCAGAAGCCGUGGAAUGGAUAAAGAAUGAACUCAAUAAUAGACAAUUGUAUCUUUAUAAUCCAAAUUUGCUUUUGGUGAUUUUGUAUAAAAAUUCUACCGAACAUUCCAAUCUCUGGAUGAUUCGCGUUCUUAGCGCGACCCUCCUCUUGAUUGCGUGUUUUCCUGCAGGAGUUUAUCUCCAGCAGACGUCCGCAAGAGACGCAAAUGCAGUCGUCGAAUUCUACAACAACUGCACGUGCGUGCCUCAAGAUCGAUGCGAUGAAAACAACGAGAUAUUCACCUAUGACCCCAGUCUCAUUAUAGAAAGAAGAACGAAGAUGAGAGCAAACGUAAACACAACGCGAAUACUAUGUCAAAGCGAGUCAUCUUCAGUCCAACAGUAUUGUUGUAAACAACCAAGCCCUGACAUUACUACCAUUAAACCAGCUGACAAAAACUCCGAAACGCAGAACGCGAUCUUGGAAGUUUUCUAUAAGUGCAAAUGUGUGCCAGAGAAUCAAUGCGAUGAAAAUAACAAUAUCGCCACCGAUGACCCAAGCUCUGUUAUUCAACGAAGGACAAGUGCAAGACUAAAUCGGAUUCGGUGCGAAAGCGCCUCAUCAGAAAAACUGUACUGCUGCAAGCAGCCAGGCAACACUGACAGCACCAGGACUAAACCAGUCAUCGACAGAGGUCCCGUAGAAGUAAAAUGUGGAAAGGGCAUUUCACUCUUGGAGCCAAGGAUAUGGGCCAAGAAGGACGACGAGAUUCCUGCUGAUGGUGAAUUCCCGUGGAUGGUGGCCGUAUUCAACAAGACUCCGUCUGGGAACUACCAGUUUCGAUGCGGAGGAUCACUAAUUCACCCCAAAGUCGUGUUAACUGCCAAUCACUGCGUACACAGGAGAAGACCCAAUGACUUUAUAGUAGGAGCGAAUGGAAAAAUUGCACUACCGAAUAAAAAUACUGAAAGAAGACGCAUCUCGGAAAUCAUUAAACAUCCCAAAUAUACCCACUUUGGACGACUCUACAAUGACGCUGCGCUGCUAUUUUUGGAGGAAUCGUUCCCGACAGAGGGCGAUAAUCGUAUCAACACUCUGUGUCUACCACCAGAUGGCCUGGAUUUGGAGGACAUGAACUGCUACGUAGCUGGAUGGGGAAAUGAUCUCGAUGGACAAGGUGACCAGAACAUGAAGAAGGUGCAGCUGCCUUUUGUUGACCACAACCAGUGCCAGGCCCUUCUGAGAAGGACCAGGCUGGGGCAAAACUUCCGCCUUCACAGCUCCUUCAUGUGUGCUGGUGGUGAGGAAGGUAAAGACGCUUGUAUAGGAGACGGAGGAGGGCCUUUGAUGUGCGAGAUGCCUUCGGAGGAAGAGCGGUAUUUCCAAGCCGGGAUCGUGUCUUGGGGUAUUGGGUGUGGGACGGAAGACGUUCCAGGGGUUUACACAGAUGUUGAAAAGAUCACUGAGUGGAUAAAGAAGGAACUUGAGCAGAGGAAUUUGAUUAUUUAGUUUUUUUUUAUAAUAUGGAUAAAUGUAAAAUUAAAGGAAUUUUAGAAAAUA